UCCACAUCACUAAGUGGGCCAGGUGAAAAAAAACCGAGUACCAGUGAAUCUCAUCAACUUCAGCCUUGUUUACUCUUCCCUUUCUUUCCUUUUUCCUUUUCAUUGGUGCGAUCCUCUGUCUCUGACUAUACCUUUGACAUUUCUCAUUCUAUUUAUUUAUUACUCCAAAUCACUAAUUAAUUAAUAAAUAUUCCUUUAAACUUAAUUAAAAUAAAUUAAGUCACAAACAAAAUAAUGAGACAUUUGAAAUAGGGCGGUGAUGCCCCGAAAUGAGUCGGUCCAACACUAUUACACCAAUCUUCUCCUUACUCUAUAUAUACCCCAAAUAUUAACUACUCAAUCCUUUACAAUUAAGAUUCCUCCCUUCACUUCUCCAUACAUUUUCUUCCCUUUAUUCUCUCCUUCAUUUGUUAUUAUUAUCGUUCUACAUUAUACUCUUAUAUAAAAGUCUCAUUUCAUUUCAUUCUAUCGCGUUCUUGAAUUGAAUUGAAUUUCAUUUCAUUAACAUUUACGUACGAUAAUAUUAAUUCAUUAUAACAUACAUGAUGGAUUCAUUCAAGUUGUACACAAUAGUGGUGGUAAUUGUGAUGAGUGGUGAGUAUGUGUCGGGUACCACGUUUACAUUUGUAAACAAAUGUGAUUAUACUGUUUGGCCGGGGAUACUAGCAGGAGCUAGUAGCCCCAAGUUAGAUAGUACGGGGUUCGAGCUCCAGAACGGUGGGACUCGAACCUUUCAGGCUCCAUCGGGGUGGUCAGGUCGGUUUUGGGGCCGGACUAACUGUAACUUCAAUGGCGCAGGUCAAGGCACCUGCGCCACAGGAGACUGCGGGUCCGGAACCAUAGAGUGUAAUGGCAGCGGGGCUACACCGCCCGCCACCCUAGCGGAAUUCACCCUAAACGGAAGCGGCGGGCAGGACUUUUACGACGUAAGCCUAGUCGACGGCUACAACCUCCCUAUGAUCGUGGAAUCAAACGGAGGCUCAGGCGGGUGUCAAACAACGGGGUGUUUAGUGGACCUAAACAAGCGGUGCCCGAACGAGCUUAUGGCGGAAGGUGGCGGCGCGUGUAAGAGUGCGUGUGAGGCGUUCGGAACACCGGAAUAUUGUUGUAGCGGGGAGUUUGGAACGCCUGACAAGUGUAAACCAUCAAUGUAUUCAGAGGCAUUUAAAAGCGCGUGUCCAAGAGCAUAUAGUUACGCAUAUGAUGAUGCAAGUAGCACGUUCACUUGCAGUGGUGGUGAUUAUACCAUCACCUUCUGUCCCUCUUCUCCAAGUCAAAAAUCGUCAAUGGGCACUCCAACAAGUAACAUGGGAGCAACAGGGGGACCCGGGACCGAGGCUGGACCUGUGGCCGGGUCCGUUACUAGUUCGGGCACGGACACGGAUACGGGUACGGGUACAAAUACGGGAACGGGUUCAUUGAUGGCGGAUGGGUCAUGGUUUGCCGGCUUAGCCUCUGGAGACUCUUCAAAUACAAGACAUCCUAACUUUGGAUUACAAUUAGCAUUGCUAUUCAUUGUCAUCACAUCUUUGGCCACCUCUCUAUUUAACUUGUAGUUUCUCUCAAGAAAGAGAGAAAAGGUUGAGGAGAUCAUCUAAUAGUUAGUUCAUUCAAACGCCUUCGACACGGAAAUAUUAUUCUUUUAAUAUUUGGGCGAAUGACAACACGCUAACUUAGUUAGUAAAGUCUUCGAAAAAUAUAUGGGGUUCAAUUUCAUUUGGGAUUUCUCCCAUACUCUUUUUGAUUCAUUGAGAAAUGACAAAAUUAGCAAGAUGAUGGUAUAAUCGACACAAGGUAGAUUUCCCGUGACACACUACUACAAAAAUGGCCAAAGAGAACGAUUAGAGCUGCGGUGAUUUUAGCUAAUAGACGGAGAUGCCACUACAUAUUUAAAUUUUUUUUUAGGGUAUGUAGUUGUUAAAUAUUUAGGCUAUCAUUGUAAAAAGUUUAAUUUGUUUCUUUUUUUUUUUUUUUUAUCUCAUUUGAGAAAUUUUUAGUAGAUCCCAUUUUACAGCCUAUUGAUUCGUCCAAGAUGAGAUGCUUUAGGAGGAAGAAAAGUGAGGAUGUUAAAAGAAAAGAUAGAUCCAUUUUGAGAUAUGUACGAUUGCUCCCCAUUGUUUGUUUUUAACUUAUGAAAAGUGUAGUUGAACAAUAAUAUAAAGGAUGUUGAUCCUUUUCUCAAUGUCAAUUUGAUUUUUAUAGCUAUCUUUAGUGUAAAUGGAAAAUCGAACUUUGUAAUA
Molecule: messenger RNA, 2240 nt
Organism: Chenopodium quinoa (quinoa)
Lineage: Eukaryota; Viridiplantae; Streptophyta; Magnoliopsida; Caryophyllales; Amaranthaceae
Product: thaumatin-like protein 1b
Exons: 2
Coding region: 543-1556 (337 amino acids)
Biological process (GO): defense response
Cellular component (GO): extracellular region
Source: RefSeq, a predicted model, not a curated record